This is a messenger RNA of Hemiscyllium ocellatum (epaulette shark), 2266 nucleotides long. Its product is annotated as urokinase plasminogen activator surface receptor-like. Bases 53 to 763 code for a protein of 236 amino acids. NCBI's taxonomy places the organism in Eukaryota, Metazoa, Chordata, Chondrichthyes, Orectolobiformes, Hemiscylliidae. The record is from RefSeq and is a predicted model, not a curated record. The transcript is spliced from 5 exons.
AUUCCCCAAUAUAUUCAGCGGUUCCUGACGCCCGGGGGAGACAGUCAGCAAGAUGAAGAUCCAACUGGCAGCAGUGCUCCUCACUGUCUUGGUCACACAAGGUUUUUCACUAACAUGCCACGACUGUAACAGUCUGAGAGGCAACUGUGCGUUAAACACGACCAUAGAGUGUAACAGGACAAUCCAUUCCACUUGCCGGUCAAUUAGUGUCAACACUGUCAUCGGAGCCUCAGAGAGCAAUUACCUGAUAAGUGGCUGUGGGGGUUGUUUUGGUAUCGUCACCUUCAACAGUGGACUGAUCUCCCACUAUGUGCACACGACCUGCUGCAGUUCCAACCUCUGCAAUGACGAUGUCAAACCAGACAUAGAGAACAGCACGCUGAAUGGGUUGGAAUGUUACUCAUGUUACGCUGUUACGGAGAUCGGGUGUAAUGCCACAACGGACAAAGUGAAAUGCAGAGGACAACAGGAUCGCUGCAUCCACACGUCAGGUCACAGCACAGGAGUGGAUCCCAGGACGUUCGUGAUGAAAGGCUGUGCUUCCGACUUCCUCUGUCGAAAUCCCGGGGCUCUCGGACUAUUCCGAUAUGAGGCGUCAGCGGGUUUCUACUGCUGCAAGGAUGGCCUGUGCAACUUGGAGUCGCGGAACUUCACCCGGAGCACCACUCCGGGCCCCAGCACCACGUCCACCGCAAGCCCAAGCCAACUGAGCAGCCCCCUCAUCAUGGCUGUUCUCCUGGUCUUCCUCAGACUGGUGCUCUGAAGCACAGCGUCUCAGUCUUCACCCUUUCGUCGGUUGGCUGCAGGAGCCCCUGGGUGGAAUGAGGGGCAUCUUCAGAGGGAGGGCCAUUCCCAACAUGCUCUGUGUGGUCAAACCUUCUCAUCUACAGAUUUACAAUGCCCCCCUCAAUCUCCUGCCAGGAGACCUUCCUCAGCUCAUUCCCUCUCAUACCUGGUUGUACAGUAGCUAUUCUCUUGUGGUAUUUGCUCAGUGGGGGCUGUAUUCCGGUAAUGUUUGAUCCCAGCAUGAGCAAGAGGCCAUUCAGUCAUUGUAUCUGUGACAGGUGUCUUCUAGAUCAGUACCAUCUUAAUCCUACUGCCCCAUUCUCUCCUCAUAGCUCUAUAUCAAUCCCCAAACUAAUACCACUGCCCCACACUCUCCCCAUAGGCCUGUAUCAAUCCCCAAAUUAAUCACACAGUCCGACUCUCUCCCCAUAGCCCUGUAUCAACUACCAAACUAAUCCCACUGACCCACUCUCUCCUGAAAGCCCUGUAUCAGUCCCCAAACUAAUCCCACUGCCCCGCACUUACCCAUUUCAUUGUAUCAGUCUCCAAACUAACCCUGUUGUUUCAGUCUCUGACUCCCCACGAUCUUGGAUCAAUCACAAAUCCAUGAUAAUGCCACACUACAUUUUAGAACACCGGGCUGGAGGAAGUCACAUUUUACAAACCAAUCUCUCUGAUGUACCCAACAGCAAAUGAGGAACUGCGAAUGCUGGAACAUUAGUUUUACUGUUUAAUUAAGCCAACUUUCUGGGUAAUUCUUUCUCAUAGCUGAUAAGAAUGUGGAAUUGAGCAGAAUUAUUCACAACUCUGCGUCUCUGCAAUCAGGCACUCUUUCUCUAUCUCCUCUGUCUCUCUGGGCCUACACACCAUUGGUCGCAUGUCUGGGCAAGUGAUAUUGAAAAUCUAUGUUUCAACGCGUAAUUAGGGGGAAGUGAUUCUUCACUUUUUUAACUGAAUGGGGUGUUGGUGGGGCACAUAAUGACCUUGGCAAGGCUGGUAUGACUCUUGCGUGUGAUUGGGGAGAACCGUGAGUGUGUAACGGAUGAGUGUAUUCUCAUGGGUGGCCUCUCCUAUCUUCGUGAUAUCCCCUAGCUCCAGAACCAAGAACUGCCCUGACCUGCCGUUCCUAAAAACUUCACCUCUGGGAGCAAUUCACAAAUUAUCCAAAGGGAACACUGGCUUAAGACAGUUUGAUCGUAACUGAGAUGCCCCUUCGAAGAUGAAAAGGAGCAGGUUGGUUCUGAGUGCUGGAGGCAAAGGGGUAAUGUUAGGGCAGCUGAGUUCAGGGGAUACCUUUGGGAUUAAAGUUUGCGAGAGAGAGAGAGAGAGCAGUCUGCUCGCACUGUGACAUCCUGCUGAGUGCUCUGAAAAGAGUUACACUCAAAAGGAGAAUAGGCUUCGGUGAUGGAAAUGGAAAUGUUUACAAACGCCCGAUGAUCUGUAAUAUAUAUGACAAUAAAUUUGUGAGAUCUUAAACAAA